ACUCCAAGAGCGAACUAGCCGUUGGGCCGGGGCGACCGUUACCAGUCGUCCGUCUCUGCUCUCUACAAACCCGCACCUGCUGCUCAUCAUCAGCCCCCUCGCUCACCGCCCAGGCCAGGCAGCAACCGCCGCACGACCACCAUGGUCGCCAGGAGCCCCAACGCCAAGCCGGACCGGCAGACGGCGGCCGCCGCCGCCGCCGCCGCCGCGCUCAACCCCGCCCUCGUCAGGGAGACCCUCAAGAAGAUGGACCGGUGCAUGGCCCGGCUGCAGGAGCUGCAGUACACGGUGGCCGGCGGCGCCAAGGUCGUCUCCGGGGUCAGCCUCAGCCCGCGCAGCACCCGCGGCUACCUCCGCACCAGCAUCCGCUGCAAGCAGGAGACCGUCAGGAUGAGGGGGACGCCGGCGCGGAGCGGAUCCCCCAAGGGCAAGUUCGGCGGCGGCGAGGGCGCGGCCCAGUGGCGCCGGAUGUCGCUGCCGGCGAUGCUCCUCGGCGAGACGGUGCUGGAGAUCGUCCAGGCCAGCCAGUUCGCCCGGGACAUCGUGGCGGUCGCCGAUCCGCCCAAGACCCCGAUGCCCGUCGCGAGGACCAGGAAGGCCACCGCGGAGCAGACGCCGCUCCGGGCCCGCCGCGCCAAGGAGAAGCAGAGCCAGCGCGGCACGGCGGGGGCCGAGGCCGGCACGCCGCCGUCGCGCGCGCGCGUCCGCUCCCGGAUACAGUUCAAGCCCACCUCGCCACUCGGCCGCCCGUCACUGUCGGCGGCGAACAGGGUGUCCCCCAAGAACCGGCCUUGGGGCAGGAAGACGGUGAUGUUCCCCAACCCAACAUUCGUCGCUCCCGCCUCCUCCACCGCGUACGCCUCGCCGUCGGCCACAAAGAAACAGAAGCGGUCGAACAAGACUCGGUCCCCUGUCAAGGCCGCGCAGACGCCGCACAAGUUCCUGGUCAAGACGCCUCCGAGUGCUCUUGGGUCCAAGCUGAAAAGCCAUGGCAAAUUGCUGCCUAAUUCAAGACCCGUCGCCGUGUCGCCGCCAGGGAAAGCACAGGCGGCGUCCGGAAAAACCCGGCGGUGCUCGUUCUCGCCGUCCAAGUUGGCCACAAGGCUCGUUUCACCAAUAAAGGCGAGGUUAUCCUUCAUCUCGCCAAUGAAAUCGAGGACGUCGUCGCUGAGGUGCCGCGACGGCGGCGGCGUCGGCGGCAGCAUGAUGAGUGGGCUCAAGCAGCGACCCAUCGUCAACUUGACGGCGCGGACUGUCAGGAUAUCAUCUUGAUGCGAGGCGAUCAAUUUAAUCGUGGUGAUCUUCAGCGUCUUGCGAAGAUGAGCUCUGCUAUAUAAAAAAUUGCGUGCCACAAAGAGAAACUCUGAAACUGUACAUGGGUUAGUGAUCUAUCUAUAUGGAUCCGUUACAUUUCGUUGGAUCUUGGGAGUACUUGAUCUUGUCUGGAUAGUAGUUUUAAUCUGGAUCUUGUUGGUUUGAUCAACCAAACAGUAGCUGUAAGUUCCUGGAUAAAUAACACAUUUUUCAAGAAUUUCUA
Molecule: messenger RNA, 1537 nt
Organism: Aegilops tauschii subsp. strangulata
Lineage: Eukaryota; Viridiplantae; Streptophyta; Magnoliopsida; Poales; Poaceae
Product: microtubule-binding protein TANGLED1
Biological process (GO): regulation of phragmoplast microtubule organization; cytokinesis by cell plate formation
Cellular component (GO): preprophase band; microtubule associated complex
Molecular function (GO): microtubule binding
Source: RefSeq, a predicted model, not a curated record